UUCUCCGCCCGAGUUGACAGUAGUUCUUGUUCGGCUUUAGCUGAAACUUCAUGUGCCAAGCCCAUGACCGCUCUUAAAAGACCAUGAGGCGUUUUGGUCGGCGGACGGCACGAAAAGAAGAUAUGUGCGCCUGCUUGAAAGUUAACCCGAGUUUAAGAGAAACGGUAAUCAAAAGUCGUCGGUUUCUUUCCCAUUGAGUGUCGAACCUAGCUAACGUUACUAGGACCGAAACGAGAAACAACUUCUGCCCGAGUGGCCGCUGCUGUAGCGGGGGAGACAACGACCGCUUUCUGCGCUCUCAAAUAAGCGUUAAAAAACAGCAGUUUAUCACAUUGUAGAGACUUUAUAGGAGCGUUACUAGUUGUUUAAUUUCGCCACAAUGCUCAGGCUUUGCCUACAGGGAGCUUUCCGACCGCUUGUACAGAAGUUACCAGCGGCGGGGAUAGUGCCGAGGCUGCCGGGGAUAGGGCGACACACACCGAGCUGCUGGAUGGGGACACACGGGAGGAACGAGCCGAGGGAGACGUUCAACUCACCCAAGAGAGCCAAAGACUUUAUUUACCGCCUCCAGCCGACGGAGAGGACCUGUUUACUGAAGGAGCUGCAGAGUUUCGAGUCCGUAGCCGUCGCUCAAGAGACCCUGGAGCCCUCUCCGCCGACUGCAGCCCAGAUUAGAUAUGUUUUGUUCCAUAACGGCAUCCCCUUUGUUGGAUUUGGUUUCCUUGAUAAUGCCAUCAUGAUCGCAGCAGGAACACAGAUUGAACUCUCCAUCGGCGUCACUCUGGGGAUCUCCACCAUGGCUGCUGCGGCGCUGGGAAACCUGGUUUCAGAUUUGGCAGGUCUCGGUCUUGCAGGUUAUGUGGAGGCUCUGGCUUCCAAACUGGGCAUGCAGGGUCCAGAUCUGACGCCCGAACAGGUGCACAUGUGGCAGACCAAGUUCAGCUCUCACAUGGGCAAAGCCAUCGGAGUGACCAUUGGCUGCAUUUUGGGGAUGUUCCCGCUGUUUUUCCUGGAUGACGAGAAGGAAAAGGACAAAGAGAAAGAAAAAGAAGCACAGCCCUGCGGUGACGCCUCGUCUUCCUAACAAGCCACUACAGUCACACACAACCCCCCGUCACACCUACAGACUGGAUACUGCUGAUGUCAACUUUUGAAGUAUUUUACAGUCGGAUGUUUCUCUGUUCAGGCGGCGUUCACACUUCUUCGGUCUCCGAAACCCUCUAAAGCUGUUUGUGUCAGCUGACCGUAUUUAGCUCCAUCGCAGCUUCAGCUCUCUGUGGCUUCCUCCGACGCACCAAGCUGCGGUGUUUCCACACGGUCUGCUCCAUCAAGACAUGCCGUCUGUUCAUUCAGUACGUCAAGUUGAUGGGGAUUCACUCGUUUAAGUUUGUCACGAGGGAUGGUUGCUGGAGGGAUCUUAUCACUUCUGGUUCUUCUCAUCAAUCCCGUUCUUUCUGGAGUCUGUCCGACCGACCCAGUCCGGCCAUUCCUGUAAUUUUUCCGAAAACCGACGGUCCGACAUUCACGCCCAUUUCGCGCUGCUGUUGGUCCGCUGCGUGGAGGUGAGAAAAGAGUCUCUCCUUUUUCAUUUCCCACGCAACUAUUUCUGUCACAUUAAUGGGAACAAACUGAGGGCGACACUAAGAAUGUCUUCCAGGAGAGACUAUUCUCUCCAUAUUUGAUCAACGUGAGCAUAAUAUGAGCACUUUAAGUUGUUAGAUUUUACUCAUGGAAUGGAAUGCUUACGAAUUACAGAGCUCAAUGUUGCGUAGCUUUUUGAACAAAUGGUUGGUGAGAACAGGCUGCCACAACCGAGCAUAUCCCUAGCCUUAGACUGAUAUAAGUAUCAUUUCUGGGUCUACGUGUUUGACAAGCAAAAGAAUUUCCCCAGAAUGUCAGCACGUCCUUUAAUUACCGCAAACAAAUCCGAUAUGCUGGAUGGUCGUACUGCUCUCCAGUACGGGCCACGCGUGGCUAAUCCACAUUAAUUACAGUUUCUUUGUCACUAUAAAACGUAAUAGUUCACAGCCAGCUGCAGACUCUGUUUUUAGUGCCACAGCAGUCUUGUGUUGGCCUACAUUAAGUGUGUUGCUGUGUACAGAUUUUUAACUGGGGGGGACAAGCGAGGUAAAGUUAUUUUAUUAGUGCUCAGUAUUGGCAGAUUGAUUGAGUGUAGGCAUCUGGAUCGGUAUCUGGGGGAGGGAAGUUGGAUUGUUACAACCCUAACCAAUUAGUGGAACCUCACUGGUGCUUUUACCGCUCUUGCCUAAAGUCAGUGUUUCGCAUCUUAUUGUCAAAAAUGUGAACACGUGUUUAAACGUCUUUUCCUUUCUGCUGGGUCCUGGGCGUUGAUGAGAGGAAUCAAUGGUGCUGAAGCUAUAAUAUUAUUAUUAUUAUUAUUAUUAUUAUUAUUAUUAUUAUUAUUAUUAUUAUUAUGUCGGUGGAAACCAAUCUUGAAUUUCCAUCUCUGUUUUUGACACAGAGCGAACGGCUGCUGUGAACGCUGCCUGAGUAGCUCCCAGGAUGCGAAGUGCUCACCUGUGUCAACACCUUCAGACCAACUGCUGUCAAAUUUGGAUUCAAGUACCAGCUGCAGCUGCUGAUUCCAACAGGGUUUUAGACAGCCCUCUGCUUUCCCACAGAGAAGGUGUGAAUCCAAAAAAUAAAAAAAACACCCAGGUGCCACCUGAGGGUAGAACAGAAGGGUCCAGGUGUGACCGGUGGUCGUUUCCCAUCCUGACGGUAGAAACUCAAAAGUAUAUACUGGAACACUAUUUAACAUUUUAAACAUUGUCCUUUUUAUUAUUAUUAUUAUUUUUUUUUUUUUUUUUUUUUUUUACUAAGAUCUGAUUUAUAUUUGGUUAUUUUUCUUCACCAGACACUUUAUACAUCUGAAGACUUCAUCUCCAUUUUGGGUCAAAAAGUAAAAGGGACUCAUUACUUGAGCUGAAACUGAGCAGACUUUUCAGUGACACAUUACGGUCCCUGAGUAUCGGCAGUUUGGUUCUCGUGCAUCUUUUAAACUUUUACCAAAAAAACCCCCAAAAAAAACAAUAUUUAAAAGAAGAGUAAGAGUGUCCGCUGCUACCUCGAUGGGAAUAUUUUUAGAUGUUUUGCAUGAAGAACUGAUGUAGCUCUAUAGUCAGACUUUUUCUUUCCCCGUCAGAUGGUUUUUAAUAUGCUGGAAAGUCUUCAUAUGUUUUGCGCGGGUUGAAAGAGGCGCUCGGUGGUGAUGCACUCUACUUGGAAACUGAAUGGCCUUUACUGUACGCCGAUGUUUGCUUUCAAAGGUCUUUUCUGCAUGUUUCUGUCCACUGCAUCUUUUCUCCCCUCUCUUUCUCACUGACUCUUGACUUGGAUCCGCCGGCCGUGUAUUUAGUAUUUUUUUUUUGGUUUUGCUUCCUCAGACUUGAAGCUCCAGAUAGUUGGGAGUUUCCAAAAAAAAAGGCCCUGCAGUCCUAAACAUGUUUAUGCCAUCACAAGUCAGUACAGUAGUUUUCAGUGAUUUCUGUGACUCAACAUUUGUCUCUUUUUUUUUUUUUCCUUCGUUAAUUCUAUCUCUCUCUCUUUUGUGCCUCUCUCUCACACACUCCGGCUCUCAGCACACAUAAUAACAAAGGUGCUUUUUGUAAUUGCGAUAAAUCAAAGUGAUCCAUUUUUCUCCUGUUCACUGCUACCGGCCCCAUCAGAUAGCACUCUCUAUUCACUACUUAUUUGAGUGUCCACAUUUUGAAGCUGCAACAAAAAAAAAAAAAAA
Perca flavescens (yellow perch) is the source of this 3757-nucleotide messenger RNA. It is a transcript of the gene tmem65, whose product is annotated as transmembrane protein 65. The coding region runs from base 380 to 1084 and encodes 234 amino acids. Gene Ontology annotation, biological process: cardiac ventricle development; regulation of cardiac conduction. The record is from RefSeq and is a predicted model, not a curated record. The transcript has 7 exons. Lineage: Eukaryota; Metazoa; Chordata; Actinopteri; Perciformes; Percidae. Gene Ontology annotation, cellular component: mitochondrion.